AAAUUUACUGACCUUAUGGUUAAAGAUGAGAGAACUGGGACUUGCUAUCGUGCCGAUCACUUGCUCAAGGACUUCUGCAGUGAAAAGCUUCAAAAAGACCUUUCCAUAACUGCCAAGGAGGCUGCAGAACUGAAGCGCAUACUUGCUAUUUUGGAUGAUCUUUUAGCUGAAGAGCUGGGUGCCAAACUUAAGGAGUAUGGAAUUACAGCUCCAGACACUAAGAAUCCACUUUCUGAUCCAUAUCCAUUCAAUCUUAUGUUCCAAACAUCAAUAGGCCCAUCUGGCUUGAGCCCUGGGUUCAUGCGGCCAGAAACUGCACAGGGCAUAUUUGUUAACUUCAGGGACUUGUACUAUUACAAUGGGAACAAGCUUCCUUUUGCUGCUGCUCAAAUUGGCCAGGCUUUCAGAAAUGAGGUUCUUAAUUUUCUUAUCUUUGGACUUUAGCACUUAUGUUUGCAUAGGA
Messenger RNA from Humulus lupulus (European hop), 463 nucleotides. Its product is annotated as glycine--tRNA ligase, mitochondrial 1-like. Gene Ontology annotation, molecular function: glycine-tRNA ligase activity. Gene Ontology annotation, biological process: mitochondrial glycyl-tRNA aminoacylation. The transcript is spliced from 2 exons. Lineage: Eukaryota; Viridiplantae; Streptophyta; Magnoliopsida; Rosales; Cannabaceae. The record is from RefSeq and is a predicted model, not a curated record. Gene Ontology annotation, cellular component: mitochondrion; cytoplasm. The coding region runs from base 16 to 444 and encodes 142 amino acids.